GAUCCCGCUCUCCUUCUCUUUCCCCCCAGGGAGAGCUGAUCACCUUCUAUUACUAUUGGAAGAAAACCCCAGAAGCUGCCAGCUCCCGGGCUCACCGCAGGCAUCGGCGACAGGCUGUCUUUCGGAGAAUUAAAACCCGGACAGCUUCCACUCCGGUUAACACCCCCUCCAGGCCUCCUUCCAGCGAAUUCUUGGAUUUGAGUUCGGCCAGCGAAGAUGAUUUUGACAGCGAGGACAGCGAACAGGAGCUGAAGGGCUAUGCAUGUCGUCACUGCUUCACCACCACCUCCAAGGACUGGCACCACGGGGGCCGGGAAAACAUCCUCCUCUGCACGGACUGUCGGAUCCACUUCAAGAAGUACGGAGAACUCCCUCCCAUCGAGAAGCCGGUCGACCCACCACCCUUUAUGUUCAAGCCGGUCAAAGAGGAAGAUGACGGUCUCAGUGGAAAGCAUAGCAUGAGGACGAGAAGGAGUCGUGGCUCGCAGAUGUCUACACUUCGCAGCGGUCGUAAGAAGCAACCCACCAGCCCAGACGGGAGGGCCUCGCCCAUCAACGAGGACAUCCGAUCCAGCGGCCGUAACUCGCCCAGCGCGGCCAGCACGUCCAGUAACGAUAGCAAAGCGGAUUCAGUCAAGAAAUCCACCAAAAAGGCUAAGGAAGAGGUUUCUUCUCCUCUCAAGAGCUCCAAGAGGCAGCGAGAAAAGGCAGCGUCUGACAGCGAGGAGCCCGACCGCAUCAAUGCCAAGAAAACCAAAACCCAGGAGAUCAGCCGUCCCAACUCGCCAUCGGAGGGUGAAGGGGAGAGCUCCGACAGCCGCAGCGUGAACGACGAGGGCAGCAGCGACCCCAAAGACAUCGACCAGGACAACCGCAGCACCUCGCCCAGCAUCUCCAGCCCGCAGGACAAUGAGAGCGACUCGGAUUCCUCGGCCCAGCAGCAGCCGUCUCUCCAGACCCCCAACGGGCCGGCUCAGCCUCCGGGGCCCCUCCCAGCGCAGCUGCCCUCCUUACCGGCCGGCUCCAGCCUCCUCCCCUCUUCCAACGUCGUCCCGCACGACGUCUCCCCUCCGGGAGCUCAGCCCCCCAGCCAGCCUCUGGCCCCGGGCCUCUCUCAUUCGCACAUCCAGCAGGGCCCUUCGUUGCACCCGCCCAGGAUGCCUUCCCCUCCCCACCCAUCCCUGCAGCCGCUCGCUGGGGCUCCCGGCCAGCCCCCGCCACACCCUCAGCCGCCCCUCCACGGCCCGAUCCAGGCCCUCCCACACGGCCUGCAAGCGCAGCCCCUCCUGGCCCACCCGGCCCCUGCGCAGCCCUUUGUCCUGCCUCCCCAGGCCUUGCCGGCCUCCGCUUCGCAGUCUCAGGGUCCUCUGCCUCCCCCAGCCCACCCUGCCCUGCAGGUCUCCUCCGGCCAAGUGCCCUCCUCGUCCCCCCUGUCUUCCCAGUGCCCCCGGGAGCAGCCCCUGCCCCCCGCCCCCAUGGCCAUGCCCCACAUCAAGCCCCCGCCCACCACGCCCAUCCCGCCUCUCCCCGCGCUCCCUUCCCACAAGCACCUCUCGGGUCCUUCGCCGUUCUCCAUGAACUCCAACCUGCCUCCGCCACCGGCCCUGAAGCCACUCAGCUCCCUCUCCACCCACCACCCUCCCUCCGCGCACCCCCCUCCCCUGCAGUUGAUGCCCCAGAGCCAGCCCCUGCAGCCGUCCCCCGCCCAGCCACCGGUCCUCACCCAGAGCCACCCGGCUCCUCCCCAGCCUUCUUUCGCCCAGCACCCCUUCGUCCCUGGGGGGCCGCCUCCCGCCACGCCGCCCUCCUGCCCGUCGACUUCCACGCCGCCCUCGGUGCCCAGCGUCCCGAGCCAGGGGGCUGUGCCCAGCUCGGCCUGCGGCGGAAAUGUCCCCGUGGUGGCCCCCUGCACCAUCCCCUCCAUCCAGAUUAAGGAGGAGGCGCCCGACGAGGUCGAGGAGCCCGAGAGCCCACCUCCUCCCACCCGGAGCCCCUCGCCAGAACCCACCGUGGUGGACACGCCGAGCCACGCCAGCCAGUCAGCGAGGUUUUACAAGCACCUGGACCGCGGCUACAACUCCUGCGGGAGGACGGAUCUGUACUUCAUGCCCCUGGCCGGCUCCAAGCUGGCGAAGAAGCGAGAAGAGGCGAUCGAGAAAGCCAAGCGGGAAGCGGAGCAGAAAGCGAGAGAAGAGAGGGAACGGGAAAAAGAGAAGGAGAAGGAGAGGGAACGAGAACGGGAGCGUGAGAGAGAGGCCGAGAGGGUAGCGAAAGCGUCCAGUUCCUCCCACGACGGUCGUCUCGGAGAAUCUCAGCUGAGCGGCCCGGCGCACAUGAGGCCAUCCUUCGAGCCGCCCCCCACCACCAUCGCGGCCGUGCCCCCUUACAUCGGCCCGGACACCCCAGCCCUACGGACGCUGAGCGAGUACGCGCGUCCCCACGUCAUGUCCCCCACCAACCGGAACCACCCUUUCUUCGUUCCCCUCAACCCCGCUGACCCGCUUUUGGCCUACCACAUGCCGGGCCUCUACAACGUGGACCCCACCCUCCGGGAGCGGGAGCUGCGGGAGCGGGAGCUGCGGGAACGGGAGAUCCGGGAGCGGGAGCUGCGGGAGAGGAUGAAGCCGGGCUUCGAGGUGAAGCCUCCCGAGCUGGACGCCCUCCACCCGGCCACCAACCCCAUGGAGCACUUUGCCCGUCACGGAGCCCUCACCCUCCCCCCGACUGCAGGCCCUCACCCCUUCGCGUCCUUCCACCCUGGGCUUAACCCUCUGGAGAGGGAGAGACUCGCUUUAGCCGGCCCGCAGUUACGGCCCGAAAUGAGCUACCCGGACAGACUGGCUGCCGAGAGGAUCCACGCCGAGCGCAUGGCGUCCCUCACCAACGAUCCCUUGGCCCGGCUCCAGAUGUUCAACGUGACGCCCCACCACCACCAACAUUCCCACAUCCAUUCCCACCUGCAUCUCCACCAACAGGACCCACUACAUCAAGGCUCAGCCGGACCUGUUCACCCCCUCGUGGACCCUCUAGCCGCCGGACCACACUUGGCCCGCUUCCCUUACCCUCCCGGUACCAUCCCCAACCCGUUGCUAGGACAGCCGUCUCACGAGCAUGAAAUGCUGCGGCAUCCAGUCUUCGGUGCCCCCUACCCACGUGACCUCCCCGGUGCCAUCCCUCCUCCCAUGUCGGCAGCCCAUCAGUUACAAGCUAUGCACGCCCAGUCGGCAGAACUUCAGCGACUCGCCAUGGAGCAGCAGUGGCUUCACGGGCACCCCCACAUCCACGGGGGCCAUCUUCCCAGCCAAGAAGACUAUUAUAGCCGCCUGAAGAAAGAGGGCGACAAGCAGUUGUAAUACCUUAUUUAUUUGUGACGCUGACUACUCAAGUUCCUAGUCCUCGAGGGGGAGCAGUGGAAUGUGUUUAAUCUCAAGAACUGCUGACAAGCAAAAAGAAAAAAAAACCGAAUUCUCUUCCGGAGAGGACAUUUUUCUCUCUUUUUCACACGGAAAAAAAACAACAACACACAGCAGCCCCAAGCCCAUAACGUUUCGCCCGAAAGCCCAGACCUCACGAGACGUGAAUCGGUGCAUAUGUUCUAUAUAGUAUUCAUUUGUAGGAAACAUUUCUCUAAGACCAGUUCAGGAGUCUCCUUGCAUGACUAAACCUGUUAAAAGGCCUUUUUUUUUUUUGGUUCUUGGUUUUUGUUUUUUUUUUGGGAAUGGGAAGAGGAGAAACAAAACAGAACCGGAGAGAAAUUAAUCCAAAUAAUUUCCUCAGGCGAUCUUGGGGACUAUUGGUUUGGUAUGUUUUGGCCGUUGGGUAUUCUUUUGAUUAUUUUAUUUUCAUUUUGAGUAGGUGCUAGUUUCAGGUUCACAACCUCUAAUGCCAGCCACUGGUGCAUACACACACACAUACACACACACACACACACAAACAUAUAUAUAUAUAUACUUACAAAAACAAAAAAAACCUGAGAAUUGCAAGUAGUGGCUUUACAACCUCUGAAAAAAAAUCCAAGUGCUAUAAUAAGAAUUUUAGAAAAGAAAAAAAAAUCUACUUUUAUUUUAAUACAUUGUAGGCAAACUUCAUAAUUUUAAAAGAGAGCUUUGCAAGCAUGGCUUUUUAAGUCUGUAAAUAACUUUUGGGGAGGGGUUAGCAGUUUUUAAAAAGAUGAUUAUAAUUUCAUGAAUUUUCCUGAUUAUUAAUAUUAUUUUUUUUGCCUCUUCUUCUCCAGCCCCAACUCCUUCCUCAUCAUAAAAUCACCUUUACUUCUUAACCCGGUGUUCACAAGAAUAUAAACUUGAUUUUUUUAAACAAAUAAGAGGAAUAUAUAUAAGCGGACCCUUUGAUUCAUGAAAAGGGAACAGCAUAGUUAAUUUCAGAACGGCUGGUGGGAGCUCAAGCAUUAAAAAAAAGUUGCAGGGAUAAUAAUAUUUUUAAAAAGUGGGGGUUUUUUUUUGCACACACAUUACGUGUGCAAGGUUCUUUAUUUAAAUACUUUCGUUCCGUAAAACGUUCUCCUUGUUCUUCCUACAGUAGCUGGUUGUGUUACAAAACAGUUGUUUGAGCUGGAAGUCACAUCUCUCUUUCAGAUUGUGGGUACAUCACCUCGUCUCCAGGUGUGUCUUUACAUAUUACACUCCUUUUCCUGAUUUUAUUUUAUUUUUUAAAAUCCCAACAACGUAGGGACAUUUGAAGUAUUUUUUGCCUUUCUUAGUUUUGGGCCUGUGGAUCGUUUCAGCCAGCCCAUAAAUUUAAAUCUCAGUAAUUUGAGAGAAGCUAAAAAAAUGGAGCGGUAGGUUAUGCAAAAUGCAGUUUUUUCUGGGCUGGCUGUAAAUAUCAUUUUAAGUCGUCCGUGGACACAGUUGUGCAAGCAAAUUUCUCUCUACCCCUCUAGCCUCAGUUUAUCCUCUGGGUUGUGUUGGGAAGAGGGGUAAAAAUCAGAAUUUUGGCAACACUCAGGAACGGUUUGGCUUUUUCGCAAGAACAUUCACGCUGGCGUCCCAACUAAGUUGGGAUCACGCUGAAAUCUUCACCCUUUCCACGUCAGACAAACUAUUAAAUUGGGAGGCGAUAACGAAAUAUGUUUCACCUGUUCCCUUUUCGUUGCUCCUAUCAGAGGCCUUUGCUGUGCCGUGUAUCUCCCCUCCCUCUUAUUUUUUUGGGGGGAAGCCAAGAGUUCUGGUGCAAAGGCCAUUUUAAAAAUAAAGCCACCUGUUUUCUCUCCAUCCUUCAACAUCCCCCUCCUGAGCAGUUUGCAGCCUCCUUUUCACUCUAAAGGUUAAAAUAAAAAAAUUCCCAGCAACAACCUGCAUCUCGGUUUCACAGGAUAGAUUUAGCUUGGCUCGGGGAUCAUACCCAGCCCGGAAUUAAACCUCAAUCCACAUUGGAGAUCUGAUGGUCCUGCCUGUCUUAAUGCAAAGAUGGAAAAACAGUUGAAUUCAUCCUUCAGGGGAAGAGAAUGGGAUUGAGAAGCAGGAAAAGCAUUUAUUUUUAUUUUUAUUUUUUUGCAAGACAGAUGCAAACAAAAAAACCAACAAUGUAUUUUUUUCCCCCACCGACGAGCAAGACAAACUAAAAAGAAGUGGAGGAAUCUUGAAAAGUUCAGCCGCUUUUCUGGAGUGGAAAACACUAAAGGAAAAAAAAAAAAGCAGAAUAGCUCCCCAUAAUUGUGAAGAUUUUUCUUCCGUUGCAAGAGAAAAGUAAAAUCUAUCAACAGGUAAACCUCAAGUCUUCAGGGAUCUACCCGAGUGUAAGAUCCCUGUUUGGGGAAACUCGGACAACAGAAGUUGCAUUCUCAAGUCAAAGAUCAGCCUGUUGAACUCCCACCAAUCUCCCUUCUUUUUCCUCCUUAAUUUUCCAGUUAAUAUUUUGAAUCAUUCCAGGGUGGGGAAAUCUUUUAACUCACAGUGUUAUGUCUUCCCAAUCUCCUUCCUCCUGUUGCAAUUGCCUGAUAUUUUCUUUGUGGUUUUUAACACUUCUCAGUUUUUGGUUUUUGUUUUGUUUCAACAACACAUUUCUUUUUUUCUCUUGUUCUGGUUGCCCACUCUCCUACUUUGGGGCGGGUAAUUAUUUUUGUUGGUUUGUUUUAUUUCACCAACCCUGUCUCUUGUUCAGUGUUGUCCUUAUUCAAGCUCUCCCUUCUGACAACUACGUUUAUAUAUAUCUUGAGGCUUAGUGUAUAUAUGAGUAGUUCGCCAUGGGAUAACACAGUGUAAAGCAGGAUAUAGAAAAACCCAGGAGUUGUGAAUUCUGUGUUCUCUCCAUUUGAGUAUUUUGUAAUUUUUUUGAAAUAUUUGUGGACAUAAAUAAAAACCGAGCUACACUA
This is a messenger RNA of Notechis scutatus (mainland tiger snake), 6328 nucleotides long. The record is from RefSeq and is a predicted model, not a curated record. Lineage: Eukaryota; Metazoa; Chordata; Lepidosauria; Squamata; Elapidae.